Molecule: messenger RNA, 1080 nt
Organism: Paramecium sonneborni
Lineage: Eukaryota; Ciliophora; Oligohymenophorea; Peniculida; Parameciidae
Source: the annotation of a GenBank genome assembly
AUGAAUUAAAAUCAGAUAAUCGAACAAAUCACAGUCUUAUUGGAAAAUUAAUUUAAGAAUAUAGAACAAGAGGAAACCGAUGAGGUGAACCACAAUAAUAAAUUGGUUCAAGCUUUAAGGAAUUCAAAUAAAAUUGAAAUAAGGAACUUGAAAGCAAGGUACAAAAUUUAAGGUAUAACAUUUAGACUUUAAUAAAUAUAUAAUAAUACUAUUAAAGGAAUUGUCUCUUUAUUUUAAAAUGAGGCAUAAAAUUUUUUGGUAGAUGUCAAUCUAAAAAAUAUUGAAAAUUUUCUGUUGAUUGAAAAAUAAAAAAAAAAGUUAAAUGAAUAUUUUUAAAUAAUAUAGGACUUGGAUUAUGAAAAUACCUAAUUAAGAACAUAAAUAUAAUUUAAAAGCUCUGCCUAAAUUAAUGAAAAUUUGAUUUUAGAUUACUCAAAAAUAUUAAAUGAUUUAUAAUCAGAAAUAGAUGAAAAAAAUAAAUAGCUAUAGGAUAAUUCUGUUUAACUUGUUUAAUAAGAAUAAUUGAUCGAUUCUUUAAGAAUCAAAAUUCAAAACUUAGAAUAAUAAAUAAAACAAGAGAAUAACUAAUCUUAAAAAAUAUAAAAAAAUAAUAAUACUAAUAAUAAUUCUAAUAAUAAUAAUGUAAUUAAUAAUAAUAUAAAAUAAUAUAAGGAAUAAGCAACAUAAAUAGAUAUGAUAGAAAAAAUAAAAGUAAAUGAAUUUGAUUUACUAAAUUAAAUUUAAAGUAAAAUAAAAUAACAGAGUGUAAAAGAUCAAUAUUAUAAUAUAUCAAAAACUGUAAGUUUAUCAGUUUCACGAUAACUUAAAUAAAAAUCUUAAGAUUUAGAUUUUGAAUAUUCAUAAUUUUUAGAAGGCGAAACUAAAAAUCUUUAAAAAUAAAAAAACUCUUUUCUCUCAACCAAUUUAAAUCAAUAAAAAAUAAAGAUGAGAAAAAGAUAAAAUCUAAAUGAUUUAUAUUUGUAUUCAAAAAGUUAAAGAAACACAAAUAUUAGUGUUGAUCAUUACUAUGAACCUUCCAUACUUUAUAGGUAUAAUGUUUUAGAAAGUAUUAAAAAAUGA